ACCUGUUUUAAAGAUGUCAAUUAAAAAUUUUUUACAAGAAUAUUGAAAUUUGAAUUUUUGAUUUUAUAAUUUCCCCGAAAGAACACUUACAUUUAAUCUAACAUUUUAUUCUUUGAAAUAGUUUAUGUAAUUCUGUCAAAAAUGUUUUUAAAAAAUACUUGGAUUACAAUGCAUAGUUUACGAGGAUGAAAAUGGUAAAGUUUACGCAAAAGAGAGAUGGAUAUUUUUCCGUAUAAGCAUAUUGUAGAUUUUGAAAAAUUGUGUCGAAUAUGCUUGAAUAACAAUGAACAAAGGUUUAAGAUUGAAAAAGAAAAUAUCAAAAUUCAAAACAAAUCUUCUCCCGUUUUGUAUCUCCUUAAUUUGUUUUGUGAAGUAAAGUUAGAAAAAAAUUACCCAGACGAAAUUUGUUUGAGUUGCUUGUCCCAGUUGGAAAAUUUAUACAAAUUUAAACUUCAAAUAGAAAAGUCUGAAGAAGUGCUGAAGAAGCAUCUUGGAUAUAGAGAACAAACAGGUGUUACACAGAAUGGAGUUUGUUAUUCGUCUCAACGACCAUCAGUUUGGUGUAAUAGUGCCUUUAAACACAAGAAUUUCUUUUGGAAGUCAGAAGUUGAUUCUGGAGAAAAUGAAAAUGUCACCAAGUUAUGCUUUAACCAACCACCAAACUCAAUUGUUGAUUUAUCUAAACGGAAUGAGAUUUUAACAGCAAAUUUUGCAGACUUGAAGCUUGAGAGGGAGGAGAACAAGGAAGAGUCAGCUGUAGGGGAUGUUGUUACCCAAAAUAUCAUGGCAGAUGUUGAUAAUGAAGGAAAUUUGACUUCCCAUGUAACAUUUGAUUGUGGCAGUAUCACUAGUAAAUAUAUUGAAAAAUUAAGUGCAACCAGCAAAAUACAAAACGAUCAACUGAACUUUGAUAAUGAAAAGGUUCAUGAAGUUCAUAAUAAAAAAAACACAUCAGUUCAAGUUAGUGAGACAACAGUUCUUAUUAAUGAUAAUAAGACAUUAACUCACAAAGCACCAAUAGAACCUGAAUUAAAUAUUUCAGAGACACAUCUGGAUAGUAAUGAUUUUAAAAUUAGUAAUCAAAGUGAAAGUAUUGAAGAUGUGCAAAAUCCAGUACAUUGCCCUGUCUGUAACAAAACUUUCAAGUCUAAAUAUACAUUAAAUGUUCAUCUAAAACGACACAGGCUUGAAGGGCAGUUUGCUUGUACUCUUUGUGGAAAGUGUUUCAGUUCCCAAGGUUGCUUAAACAGACACUUGAAGAUUCAUACAGGAGAAAAAAAAUUUGAAUGUCAAGUGUGCCAGAAAAGAUUUCUUUCAUCACAUAAUCUCAUUGUACAUGAACGAGUUCACACAGGAGAGAAACCAUAUCUGUGCAGUCAUUGUGGAAAAGCCUUUAGUAAUCGUACUGGGCUGAACUUUCAUGUUAGGAUUCAUACAAAUACAAAACCAUAUCUCUGUAACAUUUGUGAUAAAGCUUUUGGAGCUCAAAGCCAUCUUGUAUGGCACACAAUGAUUCAUACUGGUGAAAAGCCUUUUGUUUGCAAAAUUUGCGACAAAGCUUUUAUAAAGAAGUGCGACCUUCAAAGGCAUUCAUUGGUGCACACAGGUGUGAAGCCUUUUCAGUGUUCAUUUUGUGAAAAACGUUUUAGUACAAAACUAAACUUGCAAUACCAUGAGAUGAUUCAUAAAGAUGACAGGCCUCACAUCUGUCCGACUUGCGAUAAGCGUUUUAUACGGCGUUAUUAUCUACAGGAACAUAUAAGCAAACAUCAUUUUGUUACUGAAAAUAUGGAAGCAACAAAUAAAUAAUUUUUUUCCAUGUUAAUGUUGGGCGCACAAAAUUGUGCUGAUGGGCGCAGACCACAGAAAUUCAAAUUAUUUAGGAAAUCAAAGUAUAGGGGGGACUUAAGCACAUAUAUUUCUCAAUUUUAAGAGAGGGGGUCUUAUUUCUAUGGUUAUAUAAAACAAUAAAGCAUUUGAUUUCUUUUGUGAAAUAGCUGUCUUUUCUUUGGAUAAGUGAGGAAAAGAUCUUACGUGUGCUAGACAUGAUUUCUACAUCAGUGGCGAAACAAAUUUCUCAAAAAACAGAUUUUUUUACUAUAUGGCAAAUGACACUAUUGGAAUAUGAAACCAUUUUGCUCACUUCUUAACUAUUGUAGAAAAAAUAUAUUCUAUACACGUUGGUUUUAAGGGCGAGACAGGAAAGUAAAACCAAAGUUUACAAAUUAUAAUUCCUAAACUUUGGUAAAAACCUCUUUGAAUAGACUCUUACCGAUUAUAUUUGUUUUGCCAGAAUUCGCCUUGAUAAGUGAAACUUUUAAAUUACCGCUAAAGAUAUUCUGUACUAAACUCGAAUUAAAAUGUAUGAGCUUUUAAAAA
This is a messenger RNA of Cylas formicarius (sweet potato weevil), 2379 nucleotides long. RefSeq names its product zinc finger protein 1 homolog. Gene Ontology annotation, molecular function: zinc ion binding. The record is from RefSeq and is a predicted model, not a curated record. NCBI's taxonomy places the organism in Eukaryota, Metazoa, Arthropoda, Insecta, Coleoptera, Brentidae. Bases 217 to 1809 code for a protein of 530 amino acids. The transcript is spliced from 3 exons. Gene Ontology annotation, cellular component: nucleus.